Caretta caretta (loggerhead turtle) is the source of this 2689-nucleotide messenger RNA. It is a transcript of the gene GPR180, whose product is annotated as G protein-coupled receptor 180. NCBI's taxonomy places the organism in Eukaryota, Metazoa, Chordata, Testudines, Cheloniidae. The record is from RefSeq and is a predicted model, not a curated record. Gene Ontology annotation, biological process: G protein-coupled receptor signaling pathway; response to pheromone.
GUGACCCGUGCGGCUGCCGGGGAUGGGGCGGCUGCUGUGGCUGCUCUGCCUGGCCGUGGGCGGCAGCCGCUGGUGGCUGCGGGGCGCCCAAGGGAAGACGCUGCGGGGCCGCUUCUCCAGCGCGGGGGGCGGGGCGCAGCUGGCGGCGCGGUUCCAGUUCCACGGCGACCAUGCUGUUCUGUAUAUCAGAAUCAACAAUGUAGCAGCAGCUGUUGGAAAAGAGGCCAGACUUCACCUUUUUCAAGCACAGGAAUGGCUAAAGCUUCAGGACAGCACCCAGGAUUAUAGCUGUGGAGAGAAACUGUCCAGAGCUCAGCUGACAAUGCCUAUGAACCACACAGAGCAAAAUCUGACAGUGACCCAGAUUCCAUAUCCAGAAACGUGGUAUGUGUUUUAUGUAGACAAGUUUACCUGCGAGGAGAAUUAUGAAAAUUCUGAAUCCGAGGAUAUUCAAUUUGAAAUGGUGUUACUAAACCCAGAUGCAGAAGGGAAUCCAUUAGAUCACUUUAGCGCAGGGGAAUCGGGAUUACAUGAAUUCUUUUUCCUACUCAUCCUAGCAUACUUUGUAGCUGCUUGCAUCUAUGCUCAAUCACUAUGGCAAACUCUGAAGAAAGGUGGACCUAUGCAUACUGUCUUAAAGGUUCUGUCAACAGUAUUAGUGUUUCAGGCUGGCUCAGCAUUUGCCAACUACCUGCAUUUCUCAAGUUACGCUAAAGAUGGAAUAGGGGCACCUUUUAUGGGAAGUCUGGCAGAACUGUGUGACAUAGUCUGUCAGAUACAAAUGCUGUACCUGUUGCUGAGUUUGUGUAUGGGUUGGAUGAUUGGCAGAAUGAAGAAAUCUCAAAGCAGACCCCUUCAGUGGGAUUCCACUCCAGCGUCCACUGGCAUUGCUGUAGUAGUUGUUGUAACCCAGAGUAUUUUACUAAUUUGGGAGCAGUUUGAAGAUACUAAUCAUCACAGCUACCAUUCACACCACAGUUUAGCAAGUGGACUUCUUAUUGGUCUAAGAGUUUGUCUAUCUCUGUCAUUGGCCUGUGGACUCUACCAGAUCAUCAGAGUGGAGAGAAGUACACUCAAAAGGGAGUUCUAUAUCACCUUUGCCAAAGGCUGCAUUUUGUGGUUUUUGUGCCAUCCGGGUCUUGCAACCGUUUCUGUGCUAUUUAGAGACUAUCAAAGAGAGAAGGUUAUUACCAUAGGUGUUAUCCUCUGCCAGUCCAUCUGCAUGUUUAUCCUCUACAGACUUUUUCUAUCUCAUAGUCUAUAUUGGGAAGUGUCUUCUCUGUCAUCAGUGACAUUGCCACUGACCGUGGCAUCUGGACAUAAAAGUCGACAUUACUUCUGAGAUACAUUUAGGAAAGAAUACAGUGCAAUAAUGACCCAAAUACAGCUAUUUUCAUCAGGUCAGUGUGCUACAUCAGUGUCCCUGGAAAAACUGAAUCAUAAAAUCAGAGCACAUCACUGAUCCUGGAUCUGAACAAGUCCCCAAAUUAGGUACAUUAAUUUUUUUUUUUUAAACUGGUGGUAUGAAAAUAUAUUUAAAAUCUGAAUGUUUGAAUAGAGAUUGUUUUUGUGGCACAUGCGGUGCUGUGUUGUAUGACAACAAAGGAGGACAAACCUAACCUUUCCACAGUGUUUUCACCCUAAUAACUCCAUGACUUUGUAUCAAUAUUAAGUUUGAAGGCCUAGAAGAAUCCAGUGCUUUAAAUGGCUCUGAGCUCAAACAAGUCUGAAAUAAGCCAGUUAUGAAAUCGGUGUAAUACACGGAAUAAAAGUUUGCUUUUCUUUUUAUUCUGUAAAGAAAAUGCAUUUUGUGCUUUAAAUGUAAAGGACUUGAAAAACAAAAUUGCUCCAGAAACCAAUGUAAAAUGUUUACAGCUAACUGUGCAGUAAGCUUUCUUUCAUUAUUUGUGCAAAAGGAAAAGCACUUUUUUUCCCCACCAGUGUUGGUAUUAGUUCAAAUUUUAACUUGAGCAGCAAUGGGGUUUUAUCCAUAACACUUUUGAGAGAAAUGUUACUAAAAACAUAACAUAGGUGUGAUGGGCAAAAUGCUAUGUGAGACUUUAAAGACGUGGCAACACUCGUAAUAAAAACAGCAGGCUUGCUUUUUUUAGGAAAGAAUGUGUAAUGUGGUACUAGAAUUUUAAUCCUGAUAUAAUUCAUUUCUCUUACAUUGAGGAUUCAAUCAUAAUUAAGCCAUAUACACAGAUUAAAUUAACAGAAGCAUUUCAAAUAAAUGGUGGUUUCAGUCAUCAACUACUCAUGUAUUCCUGCCCAAGGAUACUUAAUCAGGAUUAAAUUUUCUAUGAAUAAUUGAAAAACAAAAUACUCACUGGAUUUGUUAUAAUCCAUGUUGGCAUUGGGUUCUAAGUAGUUGCCAUCUUCCAUCCAUUGUAAUAAAGCCAUACAUCUUUGUGAUGCCCUAGCAUUCAGAAUGCCAGUGUAAAUAUGUACUUUAUUUAAGUGCCUAUUUAUUGAGUGUGAUUUAAAUCAUUUUGACAAUUUUUUUUCUGUAUUGUGGACAUUCCUAUUAAGUCAUAGUUUGAAAUCUUCUUGUUUGUACUUAAUUUGAUAUUUGUCAAAUUGUCUAAACCUAUUAUUGUCACAUUUUGUUUCUUCACGGCAUUUAUUUUAUUUACUAGUAAGUGUAUUGAAUUUUUAAAAAGAAAUGAAAAUUCAUAUUUGUAAUAGA